AUGUCUUCGACGCACACUAGUGGGUCUAAUAUAGUAGGCGGCCACUAUCGCGUUGGGAAAAAGAUUGGCGAGGGCUCGUUUGGUGUGAUUUUCGAGGGUACGGACCUGUUAACACACCAGCGGAUUGCCAUCAAGUUUGAGCCCCGAAAAAGCGAUGCCCCGCAGCUCCGUGAUGAGUACCGUACGUACAAAGUGCUUGCUGGCAUCCCUGGCGUGCCGCAAGUGUACUACUUUGGCCAAGAGGGCCUGCACAGCAUUCUAGUGAUCGAUCUGCUCGGCCCUUCGCUGGAAGACUUGUUUGAUCUCUGUUCCCGCCGCUUCUCUGUCAAGACGGUUGUGAUGGUCGCGAAGCAAAUGAUAACGCGUGUCCAGGCGAUCCAUGAGCGUAACCUGAUCUACCGUGACAUUAAACCUGACAACUUUCUUUCGGGGCGGCCCAACAGUAAACAGGUCAAGUUUGUGCAUAUCGUCGAUUUUGGUAUGGCAAAGCAGUACAGGGACCCGAAAACGAAGCAGCAUAUCCCGUACAGGGAGCGUAAGAGCUUGAGCGGCACGGCGCGCUACAUGAGUAUAAAUACGCACCUCGGUCGCGAACAGUCACGCCGCGAUGAUCUCGAGGCGCUUGGCCACGUCUUUCUGUACUUUUUGCGUGGCAGCCUGCCAUGGCAGGGACUCAAGGCCGCGACCAACAAGCAAAAAUACGAGAAAAUCGGCGAGAAAAAACAAAGCACGCCAAUCAAGGAGCUUUGCGACGGAUAUCCGGAAGAGUUCGGAAUUUACCUCAACUACGUGCGAAAGCUCGGCUUUGAAGAGACGCCGGAUUAUGAUUUUUUGCGCGAGCUGUUUACCAAGGUGCUCAAGAACCGCGGCGAAGUCGAGGAUGGCGUGUACGACUGGAUGCUCCUUAACAACGGUUCAGGCUGGGAGGCCGAAGCUCCGCGCGAUGCCGAGACGGAAGCAGGCGCCAAGAAUGGUACGACUGCGCAAGGAGUGUCGACCACCCUUGCCGCGCAGCCGACCGGCCGCUACCGAGGCAAAGGAAAUGAACAAACGACAGGAGUUAGCACCGCGGAAAUUCGAACAGAACAGGGGUAUGCAGCUUUGCCGGAGAAUGGUAAUGCGCCGGGGAUCCGUGCACAGAGCAACCCUGUGUCACCCAACUUGGCCGGUACUGUGCAAAAUGGCGAGAGUCGGUACGGUGGUGUAGCGAAAACGGCAAAACCUCAGCGCCCGGAUGCUGGCGCGCGGCGUAACAGUGCAUAUUACCAGACCCAAAAUGCAUACUCUGGACCUGCCGAUCACCGCUCAUUUGGCCAGCGCAUUGUCGACUUUUUGCUUUGCCGUUGUGAGUAA
Malassezia vespertilionis is the source of this 1353-nucleotide messenger RNA. RefSeq names its product non-specific serine/threonine protein kinase (gene CK1b). The coding region runs from base 1 to 1353 and encodes 450 amino acids. Gene Ontology annotation, cellular component: nucleus; cytoplasm. Gene Ontology annotation, biological process: signal transduction; endocytosis; peptidyl-serine phosphorylation. Gene Ontology annotation, molecular function: ATP binding; protein serine/threonine kinase activity. The transcript has a single exon. The record is from RefSeq and is a predicted model, not a curated record. Lineage: Eukaryota; Fungi; Basidiomycota; Malasseziomycetes; Malasseziales; Malasseziaceae.